Spinacia oleracea (spinach) is the source of this 2014-nucleotide messenger RNA. Its product is annotated as nucleolar protein 56. The record is from RefSeq and is a predicted model, not a curated record. Gene Ontology annotation, molecular function: snoRNA binding. Lineage: Eukaryota; Viridiplantae; Streptophyta; Magnoliopsida; Caryophyllales; Amaranthaceae. Bases 124 to 1785 code for a protein of 553 amino acids. The transcript is spliced from 8 exons. Gene Ontology annotation, cellular component: small-subunit processome; box C/D methylation guide snoRNP complex.
AUUCCAGUUCAGUCCUCAAUCGAAAACCCUAAACCCUAAAAUCAAACCCCCCACCUCCGUUCUCCCUAUUUCUUCUUCUCUUCUGCAAAAGAGAGGCGAAGUUUGAGGAGAGAGAAAGCAGCAAUGAAGACGUAUUUGCUUUACGAAUCCUCAAGUGGGUAUGCGUUGCUUCACGCUGAAGGGUUGGAUGAAAUUGGGCAGAACACAGAGGCUGUUCGUAACUCGGUUUCUGACAUAACUCGCUUUGGUAAAGUUGUCAAGCUGACUGCUUUUCAACCUUUUGAUUCUGCUCUUGAUGCUCUUAAUCAAUGCAAUGCUGUUUCUGAAGGUAUUAUGACUGAUGAAUUGAGAAGUUUCUUGGAGGGAAGUUUCCAGAACUCUAAGGCCAAGGAAUUUAUUGUUGGUUUAGCUGACUCUAAACUUGGAGCAAGUAUUUCAGAAGGGACUAAGUUUUCAUGCAAAAGUAAUGAGUUUAUGCUAGAGCUUCUCCGUGGAGUGCGUUUACACUUUGAUCAGUUCAUCAAGAACCUUAAGCCUGGGGAUUUAGAGAAAUCCCAAUUGGGUUUAGCUCACAGCUACAGCAGGGCUAAGGUCAAGUUCAAUGUUAAUCGGGUUGACAACAUGGUUAUACAAGCAAUCUUUCUCCUUGACACUCUUGACAAAGAUGUUAACUCAUUUUCAAUGAGAGUCAGGGAGUGGUAUUCAUGGCAUUUCCCCGAGCUAGUUAAGAUAGUCAAUGACAAUUAUCUCUAUGCUAAAUUGGCCAAGUAUAUCGAGAACAAGUCAGAUUUAUCUGAUGAGACACUUCCUGCCUUGACUGAAGUUGUUGGCGAUGAGGAUAAAGCAAAGGAGAUUGUAGAAGCUGCUAAAGCAUCCAUGGGACAAGAAUUAUCUCCCAUUGACUUGAUUAAUGUCCAGCAGUUUGCUCAAAGAGUAAUGGAUCUUUCUGAGUAUAGGAAGAAGCUUUAUGAUUACUUGGUCACAAAAAUGAACGACAUUGCGCCAAACUUGACCUCUUUGAUUGGUGAGAUGGUCGGAGCUAGAUUGAUCUCCCAUGCCGGCAGUCUUACCAAUUUGGCCAAGUGCCCUUCGUCCACCCUUCAAAUUCUUGGUGCUGAGAAAGCUCUCUUUAGGGCCUUGAAAACACGAGGAAACACACCAAAGUAUGGUCUAAUAUUCCACUCGUCUUUCAUCGGCCGGGCAUCUUCUCGAAACAAGGGUCGGAUGGCACGUUACCUUGCAAACAAGUGUUCCAUUGCCUCUCGUAUCGACUGUUUCUCAGAGAAAAGCUCUACCGUUUUUGGUGAUAAGCUACGUGAACAAGUAGAGGAGAGACUUGACUUCUAUGACAAGGGUGUUGCACCUCGGAAAAAUAUUGAUGUCAUGAAAGCAGCAAUUGAAGUUACCCAAAAGGAUGAUGUUGAUGAUAUGGACUUGGAUGAUAAACCCGACUCUUCAGUGAAAAAGAGUAAGAAAAAGAAAUCUAAGGAUGAAGUUGAUGUUGCUGCUACAAAUGGUAGUGUAUUGGAAGACGUGAAGUCUGAGAAGAAGAAAAAGAAAGAAAAGAAAGGAGAUGAAGAGGUUGAAGAAGUUCAUGUAGACGCCAAGUCUGAGAAGAAAAAGAAGAAAGAGAAGCGCAGAUUAGAACAAGAAGAAGCUGUUGCAGAAGAGAACGGUGAGAAGGAAGAUGGAACAACCAAGAAGAAGAAAAAGAGCAAAGAUAAUGGUGAGGAUGUAUCGGCCAUUAGUGAGAGCAAGAAGAAGAAGAAGAAGUCAAAAGCAUGAAGAUGAUUAAAAUCCGUGGUUGUUGUGGCAUGUGUUUGCCAGAUUUUGAUCUGCUGCUUCGUUAUUAAUGGUUGCAGCUGCGUGAAAUUGCUUAUAUCUAUCUAUGGUUGAUCAAUUUUGGGGUGUAGCUACCCCUUGCUUGUUUUAAUUUGUAAUGUAGGAAGACUAGGAACUGUUAAGGUGUUUAUUAUUACUAUAAGUUCUGAUAAUCGUAAUGGGUUACUGUGAA